UCAUUUCCAUUAGUGUAUCUUCACCUAUUCUAGUGUGAAGCUGCAUUUCUUUGCCCUUGGCAAAAUUGUUUGUAUUGUUUCGACAAUAUGAGUCUAAAUAAAAGAAAGCGACCAAAUAACAACGGGUCUGCUACAAAGGAGCUAGCGGCUCCUAGCAAGAGGAAGAAGGAGGAGGAUGGAUGCGAGGAGAAAGGCGAUGUUUUCAAAACCGUAACAUCAGGAGACAUUCAGGUGCGCAAGGAGAACCGGUCAUCUGAGAAAGCAUCAAAGACUCUUCAAAAUAAGAGAAAAAGAGAGUCAUCAGAUGAGUCCCCAACUAUGAGGAAGGUGAGAAAGACCAGCAGCGGCAAAACUGAGGCCAUGCUUAAGAGAGUGGCCACUAAAAGAUCCUCAGACAGGGCAGAGGACAGUGGACCGUGUAAGAAAAAGAAAGAGGAGGAACAUCAUGACAGUCCAGGCGAGGGACCCAGCGUGCCCAUCAUACCCCAGGCAUCUGGACGGAGGGGCAUAAAGAGAACUCGUAUAAGUGAGGAAACUGGCCCCAAAAAGAAGAGAUCAGCAGAUGCAAGUGGGAUAUCCGUAGCCAGUACCCCAGAGACAUCAGCUGCGUCUCACCAUCUGGCCAGUUUGACCUUCCACAGAAUGCUUGGAGAAGGUGCCUUCGGGAAGGUGUUCCUAGCUUCCCAUACCAUCAGCAAACAGCGUCUGGCAGUGAAAGUCAUAGAAAAGAGGACAGUAGUGAACAGCAUUAAGAAAUACUUUAUGUGUGUAGAGAAAGAGGUGAUGAAAAUAACUGGGGAGAGUGCACUCUUUCCGCACACAUAUGCUGCCUUCCACACACCAGGCCAUGUAUUCUUUGUAAUGGAGUACCUGAGUGGUGGAGACCUCUGCAAAUUAAUACAGAGCAGAGGCCCAUUUGAUGUUCCUACCAUCAGAUUUUUUGCAGCAGAAAUACUCUGUGGGCUGCAGUUCCUGCACACAAGAGGCAUUGUCCACCGGGACAUUAAGACAGAAAAUAUACUUCUGGAUGCAGCUGGCCAUGUGAAAAUCGCAGAUUUUGGCCUCUCUGUGAUGAAUGUCCAUGGCGAUAAGAAAAUCUCAGGACAAGCUGGGACUCUGUGUUACAUGGCUCCAGAGAUUAUCUGUAAAUUUCCAUAUAACUUCAUGGUAGACCUAUUUUCAUUUGGGGUAGUAUUAUUUGAAAUGGCUACUGGAUUAUACCCCUUUCAUGCUGGCGAUGAUGCCACCAAGGUUGCGCUGUCUAUCAUGCGUGAUGCUCCAUGCUAUCCGAGCAAUCUCCAUCCAGAGAUUAGGGACCUCCUUGAAAGACUCUUAUGCAAACACCCAGAGGAGAGACUGAAUCGCUGUAGUAACAUCUCAUGUCAUCCAUUCUUCAAGUCCAUAAACUGGGAGAAACUAGAGGCCGGCAGGAUAACUCCCCCAUUUACCAUGUAUCCUACUCCAGUGACAAUGGCUGAAGCUAUACCGGUGGAUGACCUGCUCUCACCUACAGAAUCUGCAAUAUCUGCAGAGGAUGAGAGCCUGUUAACAGGAUUCUCCUUUACCAGUGACAUGUGGACAACAAUGAACUGCGUAAGACGAACUACCAGCCGCUGCAUCAUCCUCUAGGCAGUAGUAUCACCAGCUGCCUCCUCAUCCUGGCACAAGCACCACCAGCUGCCUCCUCAUCCCGGCAGCAGCACAACCAGCUGCCUCCUCCUCCUGGCACAAGCACCACCAGCUGCCUCCUCUUCCCGGCAGCAGCACCACCAGCUGCCGCCUGCUCCCGGUAGAAGCACCACCUGCUGCCUCCUCAUCCUGGCAGUAGCAAUACCAGCUGCCUUUUGCUCCCGGUAGAAGCACCACCUG
This is a messenger RNA of Pseudophryne corroboree (corroboree frog), 1869 nucleotides long. RefSeq names its product protein kinase C delta type-like. NCBI's taxonomy places the organism in Eukaryota, Metazoa, Chordata, Amphibia, Anura, Myobatrachidae. The transcript has a single exon. Gene Ontology annotation, molecular function: ATP binding; protein serine/threonine kinase activity. The record is from RefSeq and is a predicted model, not a curated record. Gene Ontology annotation, biological process: peptidyl-serine phosphorylation. Bases 88 to 1629 code for a protein of 513 amino acids.